AGACGGGUCUCUGCUGCGCAUUGCAGCCGUUGCACCACUCGUUGCUGGGCGGAUUGGAUCAGCAGUCCUCAGUUUCACAAUGUGUUUCAGUCGUCUUCUUGAUAGCUCUGCAGAAGGACGUCGCAUCUAAUGAAGGAUAUGCUGUAUUUGUUUUGUGUAAGAGACCUUACAGUAUCUUUUUUAGCCAUUUUUAUGACUUGAAGAGCCCCAAAAUAUUUGUUUCAACGGAAGCACCAAGUCGGAGAUGCCAUGACUGGUGUGAUGACUGGUCGAGUGGAACAUGAAGAGGUACUUUUCUCAUCCCUUUGAUUACAUUUCUGAACUUAGUUGGCCUCAGUUUCCUUUUCACGCCUCAUCUGUGUCAUUUGUGCCCUUGAAUCAUUGCAUGAUGGUCGUGACCCCAUAUCAUUUGCAUGAAGAGUUGACUCAAAGCUUCCCAUUUGAAUACUACACAAAUUUCGAAGAGCAUUCCAGCCUAGAUCCAAUUUACUACAAAUCUGAGCUCUUUACAAUACAGGCCUGAGAAUAUCCUGGAAUAUUUAAAUAAAAAAUAAAACAUGUUUCUUGAGUCUGUAAAUUAGAUGUUUGAUGAGUCAAAUGUCUUCACAGAUGUGUUUCAUUCGUAUUGUGUGUGUUUGUGCAUUGACCCAAAUACUCAUGUAUGAUUAAACUAAACAGCCUGAGAAUAAUAUGUCAAAUUAUUUUUCUUCCAUAUUUCUUCAGAUGCAGAAGUGCCCAGUUGCGCCCCUCCCCAGUAAAUUUGCAGCAUUGCUCUUUAUAUGGGGGUGGGAUGUAAGGGAUGUCCCAUUCGCCACUGCACUAAUUUGCAAUGCAUAACUCACCAGACAGCCUCCUCCUCAGUCAUUUCUGGAGAGUUUAUCAGGUACUGUGCUGCACGCCAGCCUCCUGCGCGGCGCCGACGCUCACAACACUGCAGUCGAAUUAGAUGAUGUAGGGAUUUCACAUCCGCCGGCGUCAGACAUACCGAGACAAGACGACGGUUUGGUUGACAAGGGGGAGAGAAUAGGCGUGUGAUCGAGCACGUGUGGAGGCAGAGAUGGAGAAGAAGCCUCGUGGUCUGGAACCUCCAGAUGUUAAAGACUACCUCAUAAAAGGGGACAGGUUCAUCAAAUGGACAGAAGAGUCAAACCGAACUUCACCUGUCACCAUGAAAAUGGACCCGAAAGGUUACUACCUCUACUGGACCAAUCAGAACCGGGAGACAGUGUUCCUGGAUGUUGCCACCAUCCGAGACACAAGAUAUGGGAAAUAUGCCAAAAUGCCAAAGCAGCCCAAGGUCCGCAAUGUCUUCAACAUGGACUUCCCAGACAGUCACCACUUAGCCAAAAUGCUGACCAUUGUAUCCGGCAUGGACAUGGUGAACCUGACCUACCAUAACUUCUUUGCCCACAAGGAGAAAGUAGUGGAGCACUGGGCGGAAGACAUCCUGGCCAUUGCUUACAACACGCUGAGGAACAACGCUUGCAAACAUGUCUUCCUGGAAAAAGUGUUCAUCCGCAUCUCUUUGCAGACCAACAAAGAUGGAAAAAUCCCUGUGAAAAACAUCUAUAAGAUGUUCCCUGCGGACAAGAAGAGGGUGGAGAGUGCACUGGCCGCAGCCAAUCUGCCAAAAGGAAAGGGGGACACCAUGAAGCCAGACGUCUUCACCGAAUCUGCCUUUAAAGUCUUCCUGACGCAGCUGUGCCCCAGGCCAGAAAUAUAUGAAAUCUUCACAACCUACUCUACCAAGCCGUAUAUGACAAAGGAGAACCUGCUUAAAUUCCUCAACGAGAAGCAGCGCGACUCACGGCUCAAUGAGGAGCUGUUCCCGCCUCUGCGACUGGAGCAGGUGAAGAUGAUUAUUGACAAGUAUGAACCCUGCUCCUCCACUGCCAACCGAGGCAACAUCUCCCCUGAAGGGCUCCUCUACUACCUGACAGGGCCCGAUCUCUCUGUUGUGGCACUCGACAAGCUCGCCAGGUACCAGGACAUGAUGCAGCCAGUGCCUCACUACUUUGUCAAGUCAUCUCACAACACCUACCUCACAGCGGGCCAGUUUUCCGGCGUGUCGUCCCCGGAGAUGUACCGCCAGUGUCUUCUGGCUGGAUGCCGUUGCUUGGAACUGGACUGCUGGAAGGGCAAGCCUCCAGAUGAGGAUCCAAUCAUCACUCACGGUUUCACCAUGACCACUGAAAUCCUGUUCAAGGAUGUGAUUGAGGCCAUUCACGAGAGUGCUUUCAAGACUUCCCAGUACCCGGUCAUCUUGUCCUUUGAGAACCACGUUGACUCGGUCAAGCAGCAGGACAAGAUGGCAAACUAUUUGAGGACCAUAUUUGGCGAUUCUCUCCUUGUUGACCCCCUGGAAAAGUAUCCUCUUGAGCCAGGCCACCAGAUUCCAAGCCCGGCUGAGCUGAUGGGGAAGAUCCUGAUCAAGAACAAGAAGAACAAUAACGACAAACAGAGCCAGGGGGCUGCCAAGAAGACCACAGGGCCGGAGCAGCACCAUGGCACGUCUGGUGUGGAAAGCCAAGACGGCGAGGUGCUUGACGACCAUGAGGAGCAUGAUGACCAUGAUGAGCAAGACGAAGAGAAAAUGAAGAACUCUGAUGAGGGCACGGCAGGACAGGAAGUGACAGCGUAUGAAGCCAUGUCCUCCCUGGUCAACUAUAUACAGCCUAAUAAAUUCAUCUCCUUCGAGAAUGCCAGAAAGAAAAACAGGAGUUAUGCAAUAUCUUCCUUUGUGGAGACCAAAGGCAGUGAUCUGAUCUCCAAGUCGGCUGUGGAGUUUGUUGAAUAUAACAAGAGACAGAUGAGCAGAGUUUAUCCCAAGGGCACCAGAAUGGAUUCCUCUAACUACAACCCUCAGCCUUUCUGGAACGCUGGGUGCCAAAUGGUAGCACUCAACUACCAAACUAUGGAUUUUCCAAUGCAGCUGAAUAUGGCCCUGUUUGAGUUCAAUGGGAGGACAGGUUACCUUCUUAAGCAUGACUUUCUGCGCGGAAGUGACAAGACAUUCGAUCCUCACACGGACCGGCUUGAUACUAUCGUGGCCAGCACUCUGACAGUCAAGGUCUAUUCUGGCCAGUUCCUAUCGGACAAAAAUGUGAAAACAGGGGUAGAGGCAGAGAUCGUAGGGCUGCCCAAUGACCCCAAGCGCAAAUUCCGGACCAAAUGGUCAACCACUGCCAAUGCUAUUAAUCCGGUGUGGAAUGAGGAACCCUUUGUCUUUGAGAAGAUCCUGUUGCCAGAGAUGGCUUCUCUUAGGCUUGUGGUGCAUGACGAGAGCGGGAAAUUCCUCGGGCACAGAAUAAUCCCUAUUUAUGCCAUACAGUCAGGCUACCAGCACAUCUGCCUCCGCAGUGAGAGCAACGUGCCCCUCACCCUGCCGUCCCUGUUCGUGUACAUCGAGGUGAAGGACUACAUUCCUGCUGCUUUUGCGGAUUUCAGCGACGCCUUAUUCAACCCGACAAAAUCCUCCGACAAGCCGACCAAGUCUUCUGAGUAUACUAGCCCCUAUGAGUUGCCCUUUCAGCCACUUCCUGGGGCAACAGAAGAGAAGGUGGAGCUCCCCGGUGCACAGACGGACGCAGGGGCAGAGACUGAAACAUCUACCCCUCCCCCAGAGGGCACUAGCCUUCAAAAUGGGGUUGACACUUCUGACACAUCAGAAGACAACAUCCAAGAUCCUGGCUCUUGUACUACGCCAAAAGAGGGUUGUGUUUCAUCUGUGGAACCUACCCCAGCUGGAAGCGAUGCAACUGAAUCUGCACCCGCAGAUGAACCUGAAGAAAGCCUCCUUGUCACAGCAGACUCCUCCCCAGAUGCAGAAGCUCCACCCACCACAACUCAAAUCCCAGAUUCUGACCCCACUCCAGAAGCAGAAGCUCCACCCACCACAACUCAAAUCCCAGAUUCUGACUCCACCCCAGAAGCAGAAGCUCCACCCACCACAACUCAAAUCCCAGAUUCUGACCCCAACCCAGAAGUAGAAGCUCUUGCUGCUGAUGUUGCCCCAAAUCUUGAUGUUGACUCUAGCCAGGAUGUCUGCCCCAACCAAGACAGCUCCCCCACAGAUGAGCCCUCAGUUCCAGAUAUUACCCAGGAGUCUGCUGUGGCCUGUACUGACAUAAUGGACCUUUGCAUAUCAACCGAAGCUGCACCUUCGGUAGAUUCUGAAGCAAACCCUUCCUCUGACUCCUCAUCUGAUGCCUCAAUCCCAAAUAAAGAGAAGCCUCCUUCAACAGACUCAGUUUCAGAGCUCUCAUCUGUGAGCAUAGAGGAGCUGACACAACACAAGAGCUUCGUCAAGGUAACCAAGAGACAGGAGAAAGAGAUAAAGGAGCUGGAGAAGAAGAACCAGAAGAAAGGAGAAGAACUGAUUCAGAAAUACAGAGACAUGUUCAAGUCCAUCAGGAAGAAGAACUCAGUGAAGAAGAAAGAGGCUGACAUGGUUGACCUGGGUGACAAGGUGACAGAGCUGAAGGUGAAGCUGCAUGCAGACCUCAAAGGCUUGCGUGAAGAUCAGUAUGAGCUUGUGAAGAAGAAGAAGGAGCAGCACACUACUGAGCAAUUAGCGAAGCUGCUGGAGAUCGCCAAGGAGAGGCACACGAGCGAAGCCAAGGUCUUACGAGAGUGUCGAGAGAGGGAAGUCAAAGAUAAGAAGAAGAAGUUGGCGUCCUCUGGCAAGUCAGGCUCGGGGAAGGGCAGGACACAGAAAGGAGACGAUGGAGGACAGUCGGAGGAGCAAGCGAAUCAAGACCUCUCAGAUGGGUAUGCUGUACAGCAGGAGCUACUCGAGAAGAAGCAGGGAGUCACUGUAGAGCAGAUCAAAGAGCAGAGCAACCAGCUCAACCAGCAGGCCCUGGAAGAGUACCAUAACAAGAUAAGGACACUUCCCAAUGACCUGCGUGACGCCGUAAACGCUUGUGUAGGAGAACACUUUCCUGAGCAGGUGGACCAGGGCUCCACGGUGCAGCCAGAAGGUGGCCCCUAUGGCAGCAUAUUCCUGGGUUAGGCCAACAAUCCAUCUCCCUGGACAGCAACCCCGUCUGAUCUGCUGGAGGUUUUUGGUAGCCUUAUAUUUAUAUUUCAGAGCAUCUAAUCGUGUGACGAUGACAUGGGAGACAGCCACGAAGGCCCGAAAUAUAUUUUUAUUUUAACGUAAGUUGUCAUUCCACUAAACAACAACAAAAGUCCCAUAUAAUGUAAAUAAGUGAAACAAACAUGCAGUGAAAAAACAUGCUCCUCUCUUAAAGCCUGUGUAUGUCUAAGUGCCUUCACUGGGUGCAUAACACUUGUCAGCGGGUGACAGUCCAGGGAGGGGGGUGACAAGGGCUCAAUAAAAACCUCCUUUCAGAGCAGGCGCUGAUCUGAGGCAGUGAGUCAGCCUGUCACACUGAGGCUCAGCCCAUUGCAAAGAUCACUAAUAAUUUUCCUUCCUGACAGACAAACUCUGAAAUUAUGUUUGUUUUGUGAGACUAAAGAUGGAAUCCAUUUACAGGGUUUUUGAGUACUGAAUAACUUGCUACUGGUUGACAGGACUUUUUGUCCACGGAAAUGGUAAAAAUUCAAAAAACGAAAGCCGGAAUUCAAGAAGGCCUUGACUCAAGAUGAUUUCAGAUAAUACUGGACUUUGUGAACUUCCUCUUCCUGUUUUUUAUUUUUUUUUUAAGUAGGAUGCAACUGGCAUGAUGAACAGUCACGGGCCUUAAAAACACUGCUGUAAACACUACAGUCAGAAUGUCAAUGGGCUGUUGGGUUGUGAAUCUCGGAUUUUAUUAAUAUUUUUCUAUACUGUACACCAGUAGAAUGUACUGUACAACAGUAGUGCCUGUGUUAUACUUGCCAUACAGGUUAAUCGACUCUAAUCACCAUAUAGCAGACUUGAAAUUAUUCUUGGUUGUCAGUUUUGCCUCCCUUCUGUCAGGAUAAUCCAUGUAACGUGGGGACAGAAGUGCAAAAAACACUAAAUACUACUAAUUUGUCUUUUGUUUGUCAUGUACCUUCAUGUUUUAGUUUUAUAUUUAUAUUUAAUGGAUUAAUAAUUAAGUAGCUGUUUCGGUUCUUAGAAAUUAUUUGAGAAAUGUUAUGGAUUCGGGGGAGACAUUGCACAGCGUGCGCACUUUGAUUCUAAUGCUGUCUCUUUGAACUAUCAAAUUUGUACACGAACACAAAUAAAGUUAAUAAACACUAACCACAUAUACAGGCAGGGUUGUUCAUUUGUGCUUGACUGAUAUUUGCCUGGCUGGUACAUUCGCUGCUUUUCCAUUUGUUUUGAGUGCACAUGUGACCACGUGAGAGUGAUUACGUGGAACACAUCUGACAAAAACACACCAGAGUUGUUUUGCCUUGACCUUCGGCCUGUACUGUUCGCAUGAAUGCUUUUCCUAGAGGAUUAUUUUUCUAAUUUUGAAUUCACUUAUAAUCGCUGGUUGUAGCCUUUACCGUGCCUGCAUUGGUGCAAAGAAGUACAGAAAUACAACAUGUUAUA
Paramormyrops kingsleyae is the source of this 6490-nucleotide messenger RNA. RefSeq names its product phospholipase C, beta 2 (gene plcb2). Gene Ontology annotation, cellular component: cytoplasm. Gene Ontology annotation, biological process: phosphatidylinositol-mediated signaling; lipid catabolic process; phosphatidylinositol metabolic process. The record is from RefSeq and is a predicted model, not a curated record. Gene Ontology annotation, molecular function: phosphatidylinositol-4,5-bisphosphate phospholipase C activity; calcium ion binding. NCBI's taxonomy places the organism in Eukaryota, Metazoa, Chordata, Actinopteri, Osteoglossiformes, Mormyridae.